Suncus etruscus (white-toothed pygmy shrew) is the source of this 3525-nucleotide messenger RNA. It is a transcript of the gene PLCH1, whose product is annotated as phospholipase C eta 1. Gene Ontology annotation, biological process: phosphatidylinositol-mediated signaling; lipid metabolic process. NCBI's taxonomy places the organism in Eukaryota, Metazoa, Chordata, Mammalia, Eulipotyphla, Soricidae. The transcript has 24 exons. Gene Ontology annotation, molecular function: phosphatidylinositol-4,5-bisphosphate phospholipase C activity; calcium ion binding. The record is from RefSeq and is a predicted model, not a curated record. Bases 385 to 3390 code for a protein of 1001 amino acids.
CGGAGGCGGCUGCAGUGUGUGAGGAGCUGCCCUUGGCAGUGGUGCCCGUCCGUCCGUCCGAGCCAGGCUCUCAGUGGUGUGUUCCCCAGUCUGCCCGUUGCCAGCCCGCCUGCCUCCUGCAGCGCAGGGAUGUGCUCCUGCUCACUGCUCGCACUUGGGGACAAAGUUCUGCUCUCAGCUCCUAGAUCUGCUUUCUGCGCAUGGAAAAGCAUGAAUGGGAAAGAACCGCGGCUGUGAAAGGCGGCGGAGCCUCCAUCCUGGGGGCUCUGGAGGGGCUCUGCCUCCCCUCCCCCUUUCCCUCAGCACGCCAGUCUCUGGAAGAGGCUUUGGCUGGGAACAGACAAUCACGGCUCCUGCCAAUAAUGAGUGACAGGCGGCUUGUGGAUGGCAGACCUGGACGUGUAUAAAGACUUGACUCCUGAGAAAGUUGAGCGAUGUAUGAGCAUUCUGCAGUCCGGGACCCAGAUGAUAAAACUGAAGCGUGGGGCCAAAGGCCUUGUCCGGCUCUUCUACCUGGAUGAGCAUCGCAGCCGCCUCCGCUGGAGACCCUCCCGCAAGGGCGAAAAGGCAAAGAUCCUCAUCGACUCCAUCUACAAGGUCUCUGAGGGCUGCCAGUCUGAGACUUUCCUGCGGCAGCCCGAGGGUGCCCUGGACCCCAGCUGCUGCUUCACCAUCUAUCAUGGCAGCCACAUGGAGCCUCUGGACCUCACCACCUCCCACCCUGAGGAGGCACGCACCUGGAUCACCGGCCUUAGGUACCUGCUGGCCGGCAUCAGUGAUGAGGGUUCUCUGGCUAAGAGGCACCGGAGCCACGACCAAUGGGUGAAGCAGACCUUCGAGGAGGCCGACAAGAAUGGGGAUGGCUUGCUGAGCAUUGAGGAGAUCCACCAGCUCAUGCGCAGGCUCAAUGUCAACCUGCCCCGGAGGAAGGUCAGACAGAUGUUCCAGGAAGCAGACACAGAUGAGAACCGUGGCACGCUGACCUUGGAGGAGUUCUGUGUCUUCUAUCGAAUGAUGUCACUGAGGCGGGACCUGUACAUGCUGCUUCUCAGCCACAGUGACAGGAAGGACCAUCUCACGGCUGAUGAGCUGGCACAGUUCCUUAGGGUGGAACAAAAGAUGAACAAUGUGACCCCCGAGUACUGUUUUGACAUCAUACAGAAGUUUGAAGUGUCAGAAGAAAAUAAAGCAAAUGGGGUCCUUGGUAUUGAAGGCUUCACCCGCUUCCUGCGCAGCCCGGCCUGUGACAUCUUCAACCCACUGCACCACUCUGUGCACCAGGACAUGGAGCAGCCGCUGAGCAGCUACUACAUCGCUGCCUCGCACAACACCUACCUGACGGGUGACCAGCUGCUGUCCCAGUCCCGAGCCGACAUGUAUGCCCGAGUGCUGCGGGAUGGCUGCCGCUGUGUGGAAGUGGACUGCUGGGAUGGGCCCGAUGGGGAGCCAGUGGUGCAUCACGGUUACACCCUCACCUCCAAGAUCCUCUUCCGGGAUGUGGUGGAGACCAUCAAUAAAUAUGCCUUUGAGAAGAACGACUUCCCCGUGAUCCUGUCCCUGGAGAACCACUGCAGCAUCCCCCAGCAGAGGAAGCUAGUCCAGCAUCUCAAGGGCAUCCUGAGGGAUAAGCUGGACCUCUCCGCCGUGCACCCAGGCGAUGGCAGGCAACUUCCGAGUCCCCUCAGCCUAAAGGGCAAGAUCCUGGUCAAGGGUAAGAAGUUGCCCACGUACCUGGCGUCGGAUGCAGAGGAGGGGGAGGUGUCUGAUGAAGACAGUGCAGAUGAGCUGGAGGAUGAGUGCAAGUUCCGGCCGAGGCCUAGUGAUGGGAGCAGUGAGCACCACGCAGAGACUUCCACCCGCAGGAAGCUGGAGUUGCUGCUGAGGGAGUCGAGGGCCCGAGACCGGGAGGACACAGACAGCUUUACCGUGCGGGCACUGCUGCAGGCCACACGUGAGGGCCUAGAUGCCCACCUGCCACAGUGCCCUGACGCCAAGGACAACCAGAAGAAGACACACACGCGCACUCUCGUUGCUGGUCUCGGAAAGCAGAAGAAAACCAAGAAGUCUCUGCCCAAGUCUUGUGGCUCUGAUGAAGAGGACGAGGUACUCGUGAACUCCGGCAGGGAGGGUGGCCAGCUGUACAGGCUGGGCCGCCGCAGGAAGACCAUGAAGCUGUGCCGGGAGCUGUCGGACCUGGUGGUGUACACCAACUCUGUGGCUGCACAUGACGUUGUGGAGGAUGAGUCCACCGGGAACGUGCUGUCCUUCAGUGAGGCCAGAGCCCACCAGCUGGUGCACCACAAGUGGGAGCAGCUCAUGGCCUACAACCAGAGGCAGCUCACCCGGGUCUACCCCUCUGCCUACCGCAUUGACUCCAGCAACUUCAACCCGCUGCCCUACUGGAACGCAGGCUGCCAGCUGGUGGCCCUCAACUACCAGUCCGAGGGGCGGAUGAUGCAGCUGAAUCGCGCCAAGUUUGAGACCAACGGCAACUGCGGCUAUGUGCUGAAGCCCCAGCAGAUGUGCAGAGGUACCUUCAACCCUUACUCGGGGGAUCCACUUCCUGCUAACCCCAAAAAGCAACUCAUUCUGAAAAUCAUCAGUGGUCAGCAACUCCCCAAACCUCCAGACUCUGUGUUUGGGGAACGAGGCGAGAUCAUCGAUCCUUUUGUGGAAGUCGAGGUUCUUGGCUUGCCUGUUGACUGCUGUAAAGACCAAACCCGAGUGGUGGAUGACAAUGGAUUUAACCCUGUGUGGGAGGAGACGCUGACAUUCACGGUGCACAUGCCUGACAUAGCCCUGGUCCGCUUCCUGGUGUGGGACCACGACCCCAUUGGCCGGGACUUUGUGGGCCAGAGGACAGUCCCCUUCAGCAGCCUGGCACCAGGCUACCGGCAUGUCUACCUGGAUGGGCUGCCAGAGUCGUCCCUGUUCGUUCACGUGACCAUCAACGAGAUCUUUGGCAAGUGGAGCCCCCUAAUCCUCAACCCCAGUUACACCAUCCUGCACGUUCUAGGCGCUACCAAGAGCCGCCAGCUACAGGGCCUGAAGGGGCUAUUUAGCAGGACGCCCCGGCCUGGUGCCACCGAGGGCACCCCCCACCCUGUCCGAAAACGCUCCCUGGGUGACCGGAUCCUGCGCCGCUCGGCCAGUGCACCAGCCAAGGGCAGGAAGAAGAGCAAGCUGGGCCUCCAAGAGGUGGUGGACUCCAGGGACUCGCUAUCUGAGGCUCCACGUGAGCCCACUGGGGUGCUUCGGCGGGCGCCCCGGAGCUUGCAGGCACGCCCCGUGUCCAUGCCAGUGGACAAAAUUCUCCUGGGCGCUCGUUCCUUGCCCUUUCCAGCCCCGGAAGACCCUGAAGACCAAGAGAAGGUUCAGGUACAAAGCUGAGUAAGAGACCAGAGUGCAUGGACCAUGGGCAAAGAGCAGGAACUUUGGCCAGCAGUGACAGUGGAGAUCCGAGCUUGUCCCCAUUCCUGUCCUCAUCCGUGGCUCCCAUGCACAGAGACCCCAUGGGCCAGCGGU